This is a messenger RNA of Lachnellula hyalina, 198 nucleotides long. RefSeq lists its product as uncharacterized. The record is from RefSeq and is a predicted model, not a curated record. The coding region runs from base 1 to 198 and encodes 65 amino acids. Lineage: Eukaryota; Fungi; Ascomycota; Leotiomycetes; Helotiales; Lachnaceae. The transcript has 2 exons.
AUGGGAGCCGUCGUAUCAUGCAUCAAAUCUCUCUGCCAGACCAUCGGCGCCUGCCUCAUGGCCAUCGUUAACGGCAUCGCCUCCGUCCUGCAAGCAAUCGUGGGAGCCAUUGCCGCCUUUUUCGACAUCAUCAUCUCUUGUCUCACCUGCGGUCGUGGCGGUGGUCGUAGACGCAGAGGCACGACGAGUCAUGUCUAG